Stegastes partitus (bicolor damselfish) is the source of this 485-nucleotide messenger RNA. RefSeq names its product FERM, RhoGEF and pleckstrin domain-containing protein 1-like. The record is from RefSeq and is a predicted model, not a curated record. The transcript is spliced from 2 exons. Bases 264 to 467 code for a protein of 67 amino acids. NCBI's taxonomy places the organism in Eukaryota, Metazoa, Chordata, Actinopteri, Pomacentridae.
GUGUGUUGCUCUUUAUUGUUCCAGCAGAAAGCUCAGUGCGCGGCUUGCCCACAUUUGUUUCAAUGGCUGCCGCGCACAAACCCACCUGAGAGGGAGCGGUUUCAGCUGGAGGAUCCACCGAACCCGAAGUAGCACCGCGCCGUGCGUGUGGAGGAAUAAAGGAGCUCUUUUACUGACGGACAAUCUGUGGAUCCUGGAGGAAGAGGGGGACGUGAACUGAGGUCCCUGCAGCUCUACAGCCCGCUACUGUGCCGUCUGCCACCAUGGUGGAACCAGCCGACAGGCCGUCCACAGCCGGACAGAGGCUGGGCGCCCCGGAGAGCUUCGGGGUGUCCACCCUGGAGCCCGGCCUGCGUCCUCCAGCGCAGCCUCCGGGCCGACAAGUCUCCAUACGGGUGCAGAUGCUCGAUGACACACAGGAAGUCUUCCAGAUAUCGGUAAGUGAUGCCAUUUGGGGAAUGUGUUGAUGUUUUUUCAUGAAGUAC